AUGGCCCCCAUCUUCUCAGGGCUUCUCUUCUCCUGCCUGCUGCUCUCUGGACUAACACAAGGCGAGAAGGAUGCCUCUGAUCUUCCUUCUGUUAGGAGCUCCUGCCCUGAUGGCUUUGCCUUCCAUGGCUCCUACUGCUAUGGCUUAUUAGGAAUAAUAGAAAAGGAGUCCUGGAACAGUGCUGAGUUACAAUGCCAAGGCUACCGCUCAGGACACCUGGUGUCCCUACUCAAUCAGAAUGAGGCUGAUUUUGUGGCCACCCUGAUCAAUGAGUAUCAAGUUGUCACAGAACCUGUCUGGAUUGGCCUGCAUGACCCCAACAAGAACCGUAGGUGGAAAUGGAGCAGCAACUCCCUAUUUCUCUUCCAAGCCUGGGCAGACAAAGCUCCCAGUAGUGAUAAAGCCAACACAUGUGCCACCCUGAAUAAUGAUACUGGCUAUCUGAAGUGGAGAGAUGAACCUUGUAAUAAAAAGUACUCCUUCCUCUGCAAAUUCAGGCCCUAGAGGAAACAAGCCAGAAGGGGCUGGGAUUCUGCGACUUUGGGGCCACGUGUACAUCCAGAGAGCCCUGGCCAAAGACUGGUCUCCCAGAAAUCCUUCUUCCCAUUUUCCCUCCUCACACUCAAACCAACCUUCCCUUUUCAAGUAUCCUUUCAAGUAUCCAUAUGUGCCCGUUUCCCCAUUUAUCCUAGUUCUCUUGGUGUUUCCUGGCCUGGAGUUCUGGGCAAUCAGAAUAAACUAUCAU
This is a messenger RNA of Monodelphis domestica (gray short-tailed opossum), 745 nucleotides long. RefSeq names its product lithostathine-1-like. The record is from RefSeq and is a predicted model, not a curated record. NCBI's taxonomy places the organism in Eukaryota, Metazoa, Chordata, Mammalia, Didelphimorphia, Didelphidae.